Molecule: messenger RNA, 606 nt
Organism: Penicillium canescens
Lineage: Eukaryota; Fungi; Ascomycota; Eurotiomycetes; Eurotiales; Aspergillaceae
Exons: 2
Coding region: 45-446 (133 amino acids)
Cellular component (GO): extracellular region
Source: RefSeq, a predicted model, not a curated record
ACACUCGUUUCACAUUCAUUUCAAUUCCACACCCAAAUACCAUCAUGUACGCUAGCAACAUCGUCCUCUUCGCCAUUGGCGCCCUGACCGCCUCCGCAAGCCCUCUGCUUCAGCAGCGCUCGUCCUACACCGCUUGCCCCUCCGGCAUGUACGAGAACCUGCAGUGCUGCAAGACCAACGUCGUUGGAAUUGCCGCCUUGCAAUGCAAGGCUCCUUCCAAGGAGCCCGCCAGCCUGGACGAGUUCAAGAGCCUCUGCGGCGCCCCUGCAGUUUCAGCUCUGUGCUGCACGGUUCCUAUUGCCGGUCAGGAUGUUAUUUGUAUGGACCCUCUCCCUGAUAUGUCCGCCAUGUCGUCCAUGGGAGGAUCAGGCUCAUCCGGCUCAUCCGGUAUGCCCUCCAUGGGAUCUGGUUCCACUGGCUCCACUGGUCUGCCCUCCACCCGCUAGAGCGUCUUUGUCAAGGGCCGUUGCUUCGUUUAUACAAUCCAGAGUAUCAUUCAAAGCCCGGCGUUUUUGAUUACGACUGAAGUUGACAUUGCCCUGGGAUAACGGGUUCGGAAAUUAUACCAGGAAUAUGAAUAAACAUUUUAGAUAAUGUUAAUUGUAU